AUGGUUGUCAGUAGAGCUGAAUGGCUAAAAGGUUGGGCUACGGGUUUAUCUGCUGGUGAAUCAGAUUGGACUUAUGGGUUUUCUUUCUUUACAGUGGUUAUCGAUCUGACUGAUGCUGGCCAUGAGCAUGUUGAGGAUAUUGUGGGGCUGCUAUUUGAAUAUAUUCGCCUCCUACAACAGUCUGGUGUUUGCAAAUGGAUAUUUGAUGAGGUACCACAUUAUCUUGCAGUGCUCUAACUUGCCUGUGCCACAUUACUAGUACUCAUUUAUAUAUUGCAGACAAUCACAAACGUGGUGUGUGCAUUCCAUUCGUAUAUAUUGAUAUCCUUCUGGACAUCUGAAUUAUAAACUCUAUAUUUGCUAUUAAUCUAUAAAUAUUUACUAGCAAGUUGAUGAUUCUAUAGGGUUAUGAGGCCGAUUAUCAUGGUGGGUUCUUUAUGACAUGCUUAUCCUUUUCCUUUAGGAUCCUUCUAUUGUUGCUGAAAUGAUGUUCUUUUUGUAAAUGGUUUAAGCAACUAAGUUUUGAGACAAAGAGACUUCGUUUAGACUUGAUAAACUUUUUAACUUUUAGGCAUACCUCUGAAAUCCAACCUCUACCCCCAGCCAGCAGGGCCUGGGAAGAGGUGAAGAAGGAUGAAUAGAAAAAAACCAGCUUUUGCCCUUGCUGGCUUCCUUUUUUGUUUCUGUACCAUAAUUAUAGU
This is a messenger RNA of Ilex paraguariensis (yerba mate), 701 nucleotides long. NCBI's taxonomy places the organism in Eukaryota, Viridiplantae, Streptophyta, Magnoliopsida, Aquifoliales, Aquifoliaceae. The record is from the annotation of a GenBank genome assembly.